Daldinia loculata is the source of this 582-nucleotide messenger RNA. RefSeq lists its product as uncharacterized. The coding region runs from base 173 to 535 and encodes 120 amino acids. The record is from RefSeq and is a predicted model, not a curated record. The transcript has 2 exons. Lineage: Eukaryota; Fungi; Ascomycota; Sordariomycetes; Xylariales; Hypoxylaceae.
AGUCAUCAUCACUCGGCCGGUUACACUCAAACUCCAUAACAUCAUAGUCGGACGAUCUGCGCCUUGGGGUAAUAUUUUAUUCGACUUGAUAAGACGCGAACGCGGCCACACCCGGCAUUCCAUAACUUUCGCUGCAUCCUCAUUUUAAUUCUCGACUCGUCAACGCUUCAAAAUGAACAAACUACCAAUAGACCUAGUCAUGACUCGGUUCGCACAUACGCUCCAGACUGGCUUGCUGCCCGACCAAGUCUGGAUGGUCAUUAGCUGGAUAGCCUUCUUUUUUAAACUAGCCAGCUUAUCUUUCGCCGUCCCUAUUCUAGGCCUAGUCGUUUUCGACUUCUGUCUUUGGAUCUAUCGACUGAACCAACCUCAACCUCAGAACGCCUCACGAACAAAUCGCAUUUCGCGCAAAGCUACCGGUCAUAGCGUUAACCCAACGUCACCCGCAAGUGACAUUGGCUCCGCAACAGCUCUGGCUGCUAAUUCAACUACGAGUCAGAGGCGUACCGUUUACUCGGAUCAUGCGAGCGACUAACCCGAAAAUACCUAAUACCUAGUCCGCUACAACAACAUAAUUGCGAC